UAAGGGGCUGUCUUCUGCCCAGUUCAGGCCUUGGCGCGGGAGGCCGGCUAUCCUAGUACAUGGAGAAAGAACAGGUGCAUGGUCAGAGUGGAGGGCCUGGGGAGAGGAGAAGGAGGGGGUUGGGUAGCCCCAUGCAGGAGAGGGUCUUUGAGCCGGUCCUUGGUUCCAUGUGUUGUCCUCACUAUGAAGCCCAGCAGCCAUUUGUCCCUGGGCUGGCAGACAGGGCAUACCGGCCAGCCUGGUCUUUUGGGCAGUGGUGUUUUGGGUUGAGACAAAGAGUGGCACCAGGAGGGGUGCCUGGUAGGUCUCUGUACAUCAGCUCAGACUCUGGGCUGGGAAACACCUGACUGAGGAAGGCUGGGCCUGGGGGUGUUGGAAUGGAGUGAGACCAUGGCCACGGCCAUCCCAUGUGCCUGGAGAAGCUGAGCUGCCAGCGGCUUGUCUGGCCAUGUGUUAAGGAGCAGGUCUUCUACCUUCGGGUACCCUAGCCUUCUGUUAUAUGGCUUACGUGCAUGGGCUACGUGCAGGGGGAGGACCCAGGGUGUGGCUGCUUGUUCCUGCUUCAGGCUCACUAUUUCUUUCUUCCCUGCAGAACCCAUCCCUGGGGAAGGCAGAGAAGAGCAGCCCAGCCUGCUGUAUAGACAGCAUUGUGUGUAGUGCUGUCUUCUUGGUCAAUGACUCGGGUGUCGGCCCAGACCCUCCUCUGUGCCUUGUCUGAGGUGCCUGUCUAUCCCUGUUGUUCUUCUCCCUGGGCUGGGUCACUUCACGCAGGAAACUGAAGCCGUUACUCUCCAAAGCCCGCUUCAUCUUCCCAAGCAUGUCGGAAAGUUGGCAACAGCCACCACAGACACAACCCCAGCAGCCCCAGCCCCCGCAGCCCCAGCACCAUGCAGAGCCCCCGCCGGCCCUGGCUGAGCACACACUGCCCCCAGGCACGGCCGAGAACCCCUUGGGCUGUGCCGUGUAUGGCAUCCUCCUGCAGCCUGAAGCAAGCCUGCAGCCUUCCCAGCACGCACCCCUGCAGGCGGCAGGGGAGCCAGGCCCCAAGUGUGGGGUGUGUGGUCAUGACCUGGCGCACCUGUCCAGCCCACACGAGCACCAGUGCCUGGCAGGCCACGACCGUUCAUUCCAGUGCACACAGUGUCUCAAGCUCUUCCACCAGGCUACUGACCUGUUGGAGCACCAGUGUGUGCAGGCCGAACAGAAGCCUUUCGUCUGCGGUGUGUGCAAGAUGGGUUUCUCGCUGCUCACCUCCCUGGCGCAGCACCACAGCUCACACACAGGCCUGGUGAAAUGCUCUAUCUGUGAGAAGACCUACAAACAUGCCGAGACAGAGCCAGUGACCACGACAGCACCUUCCCUUCCCUCGGCGCCCACGGCCUCUGUGGAGCAGGCCGAGAAGCCCUACAGCUGCCCCAUCUGCCAGAAGCCCUUCAAGCACCUGUCGGAGCUGUCCCGCCACGAGCGGAUCCACACGGGUGAGAAGCCAUACAAGUGCACACUAUGUGACAAGAGCUUCAGCCAGUCCUCCCACCUGGUGCACCAUAAGCGCACGCACAGCUCGGAGCGGCCCUACAAGUGUGCAGUGUGCGAGAAGACUUUUAAGCACCGCUCGCACCUUGUGCGCCACAUGUACGCACACUCAGGCGAGCACCACCUGUUUCGCUGCAAUGUGUGUGAGCUGCACUUCAAAGAAUCCUCAGAGCUGCUACAGCACCCAUGCACACCCAGUGGCGAGCGGCCCUUCCGCUGUGGUGAGUGCCAGAAGGCCUUCAAGCGGCCCUCGGACCUGCGGCAGCACGAACGCACGCACAGUGCCGAGAGGCCCUUCAAGUGCGACCUGUGCCCCAUGGGUUUCAAGCAGCAAUACGCACUCAUGCGGCACCGGCGCACACACAAGACAGAGGAGCCCUUCAAGUGCGGCCUGUGUGAGAAAGGCUUCGGGCAGCCCAGCCACCUGCUCUACCACCAGCAUGUGCACACGCUCGAGACUCUCUUUAAAUGCCCCGUGUGCCAGAAGGGCUUCGACCAGUCGGCUGAGCUGCUGCGGCACAAGUGCCUGCCGGGUACAACCGAGCGGCCAUUUAAAUGCCCUGUGUGCAACAAGGCCUAUAAGCGGGCCUCGGCCCUGCAGAAGCACCAGCUGACACACUGCGCCGCCACAGAGAAACCCCUGCGCUGCACAUUGUGUGAGCGCCGCUUCUUCUCCUCCUCGGAGUUUGUGCAGCAUCGCUGUGACCCGGUGCGUGAGAAGCCACUCAAGUGCCCGGACUGUGAGAAGCGCUUCAAGUACGCCUCAGACCUGCAGCGGCACCGGCGCGUGCACACGGGGGAGAAGCCCUACAAAUGUCCCAACUGCGACAAGGCCUUCAAGCAGCGUGAGCACCUCAACAAGCACCAGGGCGUUCAUGCCCGGGAACAACAGUUCAAGUGUGUGUGGUGCGGGGAGCGCUUCCUGGACGUAGCCCUGCUGCAGGAGCACAGCGCACAGCACAGUGCAGCUGCCGCAGCGGCAGAAGGUGCCUACCAGGUUGCUGCCUGCUUGCCCUGAGUGCGUAUGUGUGGACUUUCCUGCCUCGCACUCAGCUACCUGUCCUCCCUCCCCAACCCUGCUCAGGGUUUGGAGUGAGGACAAAAAGUGGAGGGCUCCUGUGCUUAGCACUCCUGGCACCAGCUUGGCAGCAGUGGAGCCAGAGGGCUAUGGCCGCACCUGACUCCAUAACCCUCUAACCUCCCCAGGUUUUGCUUUCCCGAGAGUCACCAGCCUCCCUUGGCUCUGGGGUACCAGAGCCAGACUGGAUGGCAAGUGGGGCAAUACCAGCCCAGCCCUCCCAAGUCUUUUGACCUAAUUAGCAAGCAGAAAAGUUGGCAAGAGGUGGCUCAUAGUUGGGCCCAAGGAGGCGGGCCUGCUUGUUCCCCAGAGGCAGGCUUGGUGUAGGGCUUCCCCCCAGGUUGCUGGUAAGGGAUAUGGCCAGCUUUGCGAUGGAGCCUAGAGACCGGGUAGCAGACUGUGGACCACAGUCUGCCCUUGGCCCAAGUAUAAGGGGUCAGGUGUCCCCCGGCACCUAACAGGGCACACCUGCAGGAUGGGGGUCCUUGGCCAGGGUCCAUUUAGAGUUCUUCUGACAUCAACUAGGGACAAUGCCACCCAUGGGGAAGGGAGGGCAGGUGGCAUGUUGGUGGCAAGGGCUGAGCACUGCAUUGGCUUUAGAAACCUCUCUCCACUUUUGUGGUGUGCUCGGGCCGGGCAGAACUGCUAGUGUGAAACAUGGGAGGGAGGAGGUGGGGUCAAGCUCCAGGUCUCCCCAGCAGGUGCAAAGGAGUAUUCCCUUCUCAGUGUGUGAACCAAAGCAUCCGGGGGCUUGCCGCAGCCCUGCCUCAGGGCCAAGACCAGGCCUGGGGACCCAGAGUGGGAGAAUGGCCUCCUCCUUUGCAGGGCAUUUUUCCCCCAACACCACGCCAUCUGUCUGCCUACUGACCUGGACCACAGGCUAACCUUGUGUUGCCAGGAUGCCCUGGAUAGCACCCAGCCACUUUGAAGGCCAGUUAUUCUCCUUUGGGUCAUCCAAGAGUCCCUCCACAGGUCUCACUGCCUAUUGGACUUGUGGGUACAGGGUGUUCAGGCAUGGGGAAUAGGAGGGAGACUGGUGGGUUACAGAGCCAGGAGGCUGUGUGCCUGGCAGGUGCAUGGAGUCAGCUGAGCUUGCUGGCAGCCAAGGCUCUAAAAACCUGGAAAGGACUUAUGUCAGUCAUGGGACAUUUUGAGCCUAGCUCUGCCUCCUCCCUUCAGCCAGCCAUACCCUCCCUUGUUUGUGGCUUUUACAUGAAGACUGAGGGGUACACAUGCAAAGGGCCCGCUUCCCCCUCCAUUCUGGGGCUGUGAAUGGUCACAUGGCCUGCUUGCUGGCUGGGUUCUUUCCAGUGCCUGCAGCGGGGCUGGUCCUUGUCCUGGGGAGGCAUCCCCCAGCAGAUUCCUGAAAGACUGGGAACUCAGGCUCACAGUGUUCCAACUGCUAGCUUUCCCUUUUCCAUUGCUUUCCGAAAACGGUUUGUAAUACUAUUCAUAACAUUGUAUAGCUGAAUUUCAUGUCAUUUUCAGUCUUCUCCAAAAAUGUGUGAAUCUGGAUUUUUAAAAUGAACGACUCCAUUUUAGGUAGCCACUUUGAUGUCCCUGUGUAGUGAGUCCAAUGUGUUUGCUGUAGAAGUAAAGAUGCCAACUG
Molecule: messenger RNA, 4220 nt
Organism: Ochotona curzoniae (black-lipped pika)
Lineage: Eukaryota; Metazoa; Chordata; Mammalia; Lagomorpha; Ochotonidae
Gene: ZNF319
Product: zinc finger protein 319
Exons: 1
Coding region: 818-2551 (577 amino acids)
Source: RefSeq, a predicted model, not a curated record